Molecule: messenger RNA, 4718 nt
Organism: Dunckerocampus dactyliophorus (ringed pipefish)
Lineage: Eukaryota; Metazoa; Chordata; Actinopteri; Syngnathiformes; Syngnathidae
Product: dehydrogenase/reductase SDR family member 12-like
Exons: 10
Coding region: 699-1712 (337 amino acids)
Source: RefSeq, a predicted model, not a curated record
GCAAAGUGACCGAACCUGUUUUACUGAAUGGCCUGUUGGAUUACAUUACCAUUAACUCAGACAUUAAAUGGUGUCAAACCUUAAACACAAUGAAAAUACAUAAAAACUAGAAACCUCCGCGGUACGUUUCUUAAAAAAACAAAAAAUACAAACCGGAAGUAGCAUAAGAGUCUCAAUUCUGGCGGCGACAACAGGUGCAAACAGGUGAGGCUAGCUUUUAUGUUAAAACUCACGCUGAUCACUCACUUACCAUAUUGCCAGCUUUUAAGGUGCCAGAGUGUUUAAAAACGUACUUUAACCCUCACUAAGGGUUAAAACACCCUUUCGGAACACAUAUCCUUAAUCCAUAGCCGUCGUCCACCGUCGGUUAGCAGCAGCCUGAGUGAAAGUUGCUAAACUCCGCCCUUCCUGCCCACGGGGCGGUGUCUGUUGUUGAGUCGGCGUACACCUCCAGCACCUGCAAACCGGAUUGCAGGUUGUGUGGCAGAGGUUAGAGAUCACGUGACUUUUGCCGCGUAUUUGAACAAAUCACUGGUUAUUGUGUAGCGGCAGUACCGUGUAGUGUCGACGGAGGGCGCUAUGAGGUGACUUCUCCUUCCGUUGCCUGCUUCAUGUGACACUCAUCUGUCACAGUGGUUGACAAAAGCAGCACACUGGCUCCUUCAGGAAAGGCUUCCGCAAAGUUAUCAUUUGAUAACAUGUCCCUCUACCGAAAUACCAUCUGGUUCUUAAAUGGAAUACACCAUUACACAAGGAAUGGAUAUGAAGCAGCAUCUAAACAUUUUGAGCCACAGGACAUGGAUGUGUCCGUUGUGGGAAGGUCUUUUAUGGUCACUGGAGCCAACAGCGGAAUUGGGAAAGCGACCGCCAUGGCAAUAGCCAAGAAAGGUGGUAGAGUACACAUGGUGUGUAGGAAUAAAGAUAAAGCUGAAGAGGCCAAGGAGGCGAUUAUUCAUGAAUCUGGGAAUACCGAGGUAUACAUCCAUAUUGUGGACUUGUCAGAGUCGCACAAAGUCUGGCAGUUUGCUGAGGCCUUCAAGAAGCAGUAUGCAUCUUUACAUGUGUUGAUAAACAAUGCAGGGUGUAUGAUACACAACAGAGAGGUGAAUGAUGAAGGCCUCGAGAAGAAUUUUGCUAUCAACACAAUGGGGAUGUAUCUUCUGACUGAGAGUCUCAUACCACUUCUACAAAAGAGCCGGGAUCCGAGGGUGAUCACUGUGUCGUCAGGAGGCAUGCUUGUCCAAAAGCUGCAGAUUGAUGACUUACAGUCAGAGAAAGGGUACUUUGACGGUGUCAUGGUCUAUGCCCAGAACAAGAGACAGCAGGUGGUGCUGACAGAACAGUGGGCCAGAGAGUACCCUGCCAUUCACUUUUCAGUGAUGCACCCUGGCUGGGUAGAUACACCAGCUGUGUCCACAUCCAUGCCGCAGUUCCACAGUAUGAUGGGAGGCAGGUUGCGCACUGCAGAGCAAGGAGCAGACACGGUGGUGUGGUUGGCUUUGUCCCGAGCUGCCAGCAGAACCCAAAGUGGGCAGUUCUUUCAAGAUCGUACGCCCGUCCCAACCCACCUGCCCCUGGCCUGGACUCGGAGCUCUACAGUGGAGGUUCUGACUUUCAUCGGUCACCUGGAGAUUCUGGCCAAAGCUGUACAGUCACUGCCUGAUCCACAAAUCAGUGAUCCACUAGGCCCCAGCACCCCCCAUGUAGUAUAAAUUUGAAUGAUGAGAACCAAUCAAAUCAGUUACUAGGGAAUAAUACACAUAUGUACACUUUAUUUUUUAAAAGACUUCAGUAGAAUUAAAGACUACACAAUGUCAAGCUUAAAAUAUUCAUAUUUUCACAGUACAGUAUCUCACAAAAGUGAGUACAGCCCUCAUAUUUCAGUUUUAUGACAGUAUGGAAGGACAAUACUACAGAAAUGAAAGAGCAACAAAAGUUUCAGGAUUGUCUAAGAACAUGGAACAGAACACAAAAAAAUCUGAUUACAACAUUCUAAAUACAUUUCUUGAAACAUUAGAGCUCACUAGACAUGAAAUAACACCCCUUGUAUUUGACAUAAAACAUAAAUAAGAGUCCUGCUCGUGUGUGUUGGUGUAAAUGUGUUCCGGUGUUAGGGGAACUCAGUGGGGGGGUGGACAAGAAGUGUUGUCGGCAUUUCAGAGUUGAGUUUUAGCUUUGCAUGAGUUACGGCUGCAACAGCAGCCUGUAUUUUAUUACGGAUUAUUGUGCCUUCGGUGAGAUAAUUCAAACCUGCAAUAAAAGCCUGUUGUUCUGGUAAUCAAGUCUGGUGCUCCUGUCUCAUUGACCCUAAGUUACAUUGCUGACACCUAAUAACCAGUGUAGAAUACUACUGUACAGAUCAUCACAAUAUCUUUGAAUGGGUCUUCAGAAUGCCUUUUAUUUGCAUUUUAGUUCAUUUAGCCGUUUUAGGCAAAAGUACAUACAAUUUGCAUAUUUUUUUAUUACAUUGCCAUAGUCAACCACAAAAAAAGCAUGAUUAAUAUUUUUGAAAAACUGAUUAAAGUAUUGUCCUUUGAGAAGAUACAGUAUAGUAAAAUUGAUGCUGAAAUGUGAAGGGUCCACUCACUUUUGUGUGAUAUUGUACAUGAGUAAAUGACUCAAGAUGGUCAUGGUCAUCUAUGACGGUAUAGUAAAUAACAGAUACAGAGAAGAGCAAAACAUUUAUGGAAAAAAAAACUACAAAGCAUCAAUACUCUAUUUUACAAUCUACAUUUUAAAUACAUUUUUAUACAGUAUUGAAACAACAAAAUCAUGUGCAAAAUUACAAUUUUUCCCUUUAUGUUGCUAACGGGAUCACAGGAAGACAUUAAGGUGAAUUUUGGUGCAGUUUUUCAUCCCAUUUAAGUUUGUAGCAAUUGUUCGAAACAAUGUUGUGUCAAUCAAUUCAAAACCCCCUUCCCGUCUCAUACUCUAUGCGACAUAGGUGUAUAUAUUACGGUCCUCUGGUGUCCUUGCCAAGUAUUCUCUCUCUAUAAGUACCUCUAUGCGCUUUUUGAUGACCACAGGGCUGGGGAGGAAGUGUGCCUGCAACUGCUGAGUCACCUGAGGACACAAGUCACAGCCAUUUGAGAGGUCAACACCUGAAUAGGAAAUAAAACAAAAUGGAUUGUGUGUUCUCACCUCAGCCACCAAUAUGUUAUGCUGUAUCUUCUUCCUGGACUUCAUGAUGCGCACAAUGGCUGCGUCGAUCAUAACCUUCCUGUCGUCAUCCACUUUCUGCCGUGUCUCUUUCCUCUCAGGGUCGGACUCCCCUUGUUUAGCAGCGACUACAAUUACACAGGUACAAGUUAACAAUGAAACAGCAUAUUUUAUUUUGAUUUUUGCAUAAAAAUGUACAUUUUGCAGUGGUGUCACGCAUAGUAUUGCAAGCAUGUGUGUAUCAUACCUGUCUGGAUUUUGACUCUGUGUACUUUGGCAGUGAAUUGGUCAUUGACUGUAAAGACGUGUCCAUUUUCGAUCUCCUUAGACUUGGGCUCUUUGGUGAGGACUCUCUGUGUGGGCUUCCCACAGGCCAAAGACUGCAAGGCUCGCACUAACUCCCAUCUGGGAAUAUCUGUCUCAUGGUGGAUCUCCUUUAAAAAAAAAAAACAACCCAAAAACCACAAGGGAUGUGUUGAAAAAUUAUGAGAAAGUGUGUGCAAAAAAGCUACAGGAUUGUGCAACAAACCUCAAAAGUGCAGUUUUCUCUGUGGUUGAAGAGCAUGAGGAUGGUCAUCUGGAAUGUGGAGACCUGUAGUAUGGUCUUACGGGAGUUGGAGCCAGUCAUUUGGGUCGCUCCCAUGGCUGCUUCGGAACCAUCCUCCUGCACAUGAGACAUUUUGAUAUUACCCAACAUGAAAAUGAUUCAUAUUACCAAAAGACACUGCCUCACUCACCUUUUUUAAAGCACCAUAGAAAGUUGCAAUUAGGUCGGCCCCGCCCAUGUGAUGCUGCAGCGUGAGCUGUCUCCCAGUGUGUUUGGCAAGGUAAAACCUGCCGUAAAAUAACAUUGAGCAUCUGAACACAAACUACGAGAUGUUACAUGUAUCAGCUAAAUGAUAAAGAGUAUUACCUCCUGAAGACCUCAAAGGCGUGUUGGGGGGAACAGGGGAUGGUGCAUUUUGGCGUUGCAGACUGUGUGGGCCAGUAACCAGUAGUGAGGACUCGGACAGUGAGGUCUACACCACACAGAGAGGCCUGAAAAAGAAGCACUUUGUAAAUCACUGUGUUUGGGAGACAGAAAGAAGCAUUCCUGAUAGCACACACUGCAAUUGAAAUAGAAAUUGUUACUGGAAAUACAAAUAGCCAACUAUAAAGCCCUGAUUCAUCACUCAUUUGAAGACACUAUGGGAUACCAUCUUUCUUACCGGCGUGGACUGUAUGUGUUGCCUGAACUCAUCCAUUGUGGUGUUGGAGAUGGUCAUAUCGCGAAACAUUCCCUCCAGUUUUGAUGUAAACUGACAGCCACAUUCAGUCUGUAAAGAGCAAAGAUGGACAACUGUGAGCUCAACCAGCAGACACUACUGAUGUAAGACAACUGACCUUCUCUUACUUUGAGCUUGGAAAUCAUGCUCUUCUCCAAAUCGUCCGAGACACUCUUGUUGCUCAGCAAUCUCCGGCCCAGAUGCUGCUUGUAGUACCUUUCAAACACAUCCUUCUCUUGCAAAAACCUGAACAACACCAUUGUCUUGUCCAGAAUUGACUCCACCUCCUGCUCU